Mercurialis annua (annual mercury) is the source of this 1320-nucleotide messenger RNA. RefSeq names its product probable purine permease 4. The transcript has a single exon. Lineage: Eukaryota; Viridiplantae; Streptophyta; Magnoliopsida; Malpighiales; Euphorbiaceae. Gene Ontology annotation, cellular component: membrane. Gene Ontology annotation, molecular function: purine nucleoside transmembrane transporter activity. The coding region runs from base 74 to 1180 and encodes 368 amino acids. The record is from RefSeq and is a predicted model, not a curated record.
AACUCACUUUAAAUAGAUUGCUUUGCAUAAACCCCCCAUCUAAAACCCAACUCCACCUCUCUUACUAAUCAUCAUGAGCAAUAUUCAAACAACCCAAAUCCAAGAACAAGAUCAAAAGGCCAAGAAUACUAACAAUAUACUUCUUUUAGUGGUUAAUUAUUCAUUUCUGUUCGUAGGUUCAAUUUCUUCUAGCUUGCUCUCUAAAUUCUACUUCAUCCACAAAGGUUCAAGUAGAUGGGUUUCUACAUGGGUUCAAACGGCUGGUUUUCCCCUUCUUAUCUUCCCCAUUUUCAUACCUUACUAUCUCUUCAAAUCCACAGAAAGAAAACCAUUCAAUGGAUUCACUUCAAAAAUGUUCAUUUUAUCAAUCUUGAUAGGGUUCAUGUUAGGUGUAAACAAUCUUUUAUUCUCAUGGGGUAAUUCUUAUCUUCCUAUAUCAACUUCUUCUCUUCUUUUAUCAUCUCAACUCGUAUUCAAUCUCAUCCUCUCCGUCAUCAUCGUCAAACAAACGAUCACUUUUCAGAAUCUUAACUGUGUUAUUCUCUUAACCCUAAGCUCAGUCCUGCUAGCAUUUGCUUCGGAUCAUGAUAGACCCCAGGGAUUAACUCCAGCUAAGUAUUUCAUAGGGUUCUUCUCUACUGUAGGAGCUGGUUUGUUAUUCGCCCUAUAUUUACCCAUCAUGGAGAAAAUAUACAAGAAUGUUUACUGCUACGCGAUGGUGAUCGAAAUGCAGCUCGUGAUGGAAAUCGCAGCCACCGCGUUAGCCAUCAUAGGGAUGGCAUCCGACCGCGGGUUCUCCGAGAUGAAGAGAGAGAGCAAAGGUGUGUUUGAUGAAGGUGAAAAAUGGUAUUGGAUUACAGUGUUUGGUAACAUAAUUACAUGGCAACUGUGUUUCAUGGGAACUGCAGGAAUGGUGUUUUUAACAUCAUCACUAACAGGAGGGAUAUGCAUGACUGCACUUCUAGCCAUGAAUGUGUUGGGAGGUGUUCUGGUGUAUGGAGAUGAGUUUGGUGGUGUGAAAGUGGUGUCCACUUUGCUUUGUGGUUGGGGUUUUUGUUGCUAUGUGUAUGGUAUGUAUGUUGAUAAUAGAAAGAAAUAUGAUGAAGAUGAGAAGAUAAAGGAGAAUAAAAAUCUUGGGAUUGAGAUGGUUCAUGUUGUACAAGGAGCAAAUGUGGUUUGAUGGUUAUCACUAAUUUAAUGCUUUAUUUUCUUUCUUUGUUUUUGUUGGGUGCUCUUAUUAUUAUCAUCAUCAAAAUUUAGAUUAGAUUUUGUAUAGUGAGAUUUUGAGGUGUUGAAUGUGAUUUGAGGGUGGAAUCAUUA